Molecule: messenger RNA, 564 nt
Organism: Vollenhovia emeryi
Lineage: Eukaryota; Metazoa; Arthropoda; Insecta; Hymenoptera; Formicidae
Product: mediator of RNA polymerase II transcription subunit 15-like
Exons: 3
Coding region: 1-564 (187 amino acids)
Source: RefSeq, a predicted model, not a curated record
AUGGAACAGACUGUUACUGUCGCCGAUCCAUCUUCGACUCGUACAGGAAUCAGAACUAUUGUAUCCAAGAGACGGCCAGGCCGGCCAGGGAGAGCAGCACUGCAACGAUCGCGUGCAAAAUGCCAAGAACGGCGAAAACUACGCGUUCUUGCAGCAGUUGCAGAAGCGGCCAAUAAUUUGCCACCAAGCAAAGGAGGGCAGGAGCAGCAGGAGCAGCAGCAGCAGCAACGGCCAGGGAGAGCAGCAUUGCAACGAUCGCGUGCAAAAUACCAAGAACGGCGAAAAUUACGCGUUCUUGCAGCAAUUGCAGAAGCAACGAAUAAUUUGCAAACAAGCAAAGGAGGGCAGGAGCAGCAGCAGCAGCAGGAGCAGCAGCAGCCCUUUGAAAAUAAACAUCUAAAGCUGCAGAAGCUACGGAAAGAAAUGCAGAAACUGCAAAAGGAAAUAGAGACACUGCAAAAUAAUAGUGAUGGAAGCAGCGGCAUGGGCCUGUGGCUGGGUCAGAGGCAGGAGCAGCGGUUGGGUCAGAUGCAGGAGCAGCGGUUGGGGCAGAGGCAGGGCUAG